This is a messenger RNA of Mercurialis annua (annual mercury), 1425 nucleotides long. RefSeq lists its product as uncharacterized. Bases 57 to 1424 code for a protein of 455 amino acids. The record is from RefSeq and is a predicted model, not a curated record. Gene Ontology annotation, biological process: regulation of GTPase activity. NCBI's taxonomy places the organism in Eukaryota, Viridiplantae, Streptophyta, Magnoliopsida, Malpighiales, Euphorbiaceae. The transcript is spliced from 8 exons.
UGAAAAGUGAAAACUUCCUCUUUGAAGCAAAGCACGAAACCGAAGAGAUCAAAACGAUGGCGUUAAAGAGAAAUCACACGACGGAGCUUGGCUGCAUAGCCUGCGAGGAGCUAACCGAAAUUGGAGCCGGAAAGGAAAGCUGGCUGGUCGAAAAUCCUAACCUUAAUUGCGCUCUCGACACCCAUUCCAUAGCCCUUGCAAAUCGUUCCGUCAUAGUAAUCACCGCUUGGGAUGAUGCCCCUCGCAUCAAGAUCCGCCCCGAUUUGUCACCCAUCGAAUCCGAAUCCAUCACCGCGCUCGAGUGGUUAGUUUUUGAUGAGAUUCGAGUGAUCGCUGUGGGCACUUCUUGUGGGUUCCUGUUGGUUUAUUCUUUGGAUGCCCAUUUGAUUCAUAAACAGAUGGUAUAUCCUGGGCGGAUUUUGAAAAUAAGAGUUCGCGGAACAAACAAGGAUUUGACUCACCAAACAUCAUCCUCUUCUGAGGAGAUUUCGGUUGUUAUUCCUGGUGUUAUUGCUCGUUUUGAUGGCUCUGAUUUUCAGAACAUGCUGCAAGAUUGGCUUCAAGAAAAUAGUUCUCAGUUUUGGGAUGAGAAGCCGGAUAGGGAUACAAAUGGAUUAGGGAAUAUUACUUACAAGAGAAUGCCUUACCAGUUAUGGAAUGUUAACAAAUAUGGUUCGUGCGCUGAUGCUGCUAUUACUGGCAUCAUGCCUCCUCCUCUAAUGGAAAUUGAGUCGAGUCAACGAUACUAUUGUGCUGUCACUAUUGGGGAUAAUGCUGUAAUUUCUGCUUACAGACUUUCAGAAGACAGAAGUAAGUCUUUAGUUGGAGCUAUUCUGUCAAAAGUUGUGCCUGCAACAUUUUCUACAAUAGCUUCUUUGUCCAAAAUGAUAUGGCGGAGUGACAAGGCAUCGCCCAAAAAAUCAGAAGCAAAGCCUCAGUCAUUUGCUAAAGCUUCUCCUUUGACAUGUUUAAAGGAUUACCCCAGAAAAGGCGAGAAGCUCACGUUAUCACCGAGUGGAACAUUGGCUGCAAUAACAGAUUCACUUGGUCGUAUAUUGCUUUUAGACACUCAAGCUCUUGUAGUUGUGCGACUAUGGAAGGGAUAUCGUGAUGCUAUCUGUUUUUUCAUGGAGAUGCUAGCUAAUCGGGACAAUACAAGGGCUAGUUCAUCUUAUUAUGAACCAUCAAAAAGUGAUUAUUGCCUCUGUCUAGCUAUUCAUGCACCUCGGAAAGGAAUUAUCGAGGUCUGGCAGAUGAGGACUGGCCCACGUCUUCUAACAAUUCCGUGUGCCAAAGGUAGUAAAUUACUGCAACCAACAUAUAGGUUUGGUUCAUCGAUAGAUGCUCCUUAUGUUCCGCUAGAAGUAUUCGUGUUAAAUGGAGACUCUGGUCAGUUAUCAAUAUUAAAUCGCUCUCUUAAUUGAA